AUGGAGCUUAUUACAAAAGUGUACUCUCGUUCUCAAACCUACCAGAAAAGAAAAAAAGGAUUGAAGAAGAAAGCACUAGAAUUCUCCACUCUGUGCGGCGUGGACACGUGCAUGAUCCUCUAUGGCCCUAAUCACAAAGGCCAAACCCGUAAGGCUGAGGUCUGGCCUGACUCGCCUUCCGAAGUUUUCCGAAUCAUUGGCAAGUACAAGGCCAAGGCUUUCGAUUCUCAUGCAGUAAGAUCCUUUGACUUGUUCGAUUUCUUCUCGAGACGUAACAAGAAGAUUCAAGAUGAUAUUUUGAAGCUGCGCAAAACCAACAUCACAGCCAAGUUUCCCACUUGGAAUAAUUCUCUCAACAAUCUUUCUCUUGAUCAAAUCAAAGCACUUCUGAUUAAGUUUGAUGCUGUUCUUGAAGUUGUGAAGAUGAAGGUUAUGAUGAUCAAGGAAGAUAAGCGUUUGAUAGAUGAGUCCAGCAUUAUUCCAUGCAUAAAUCCUAUAAAUAAUUUUAGAAAAGAUUCCUCUCUCCAGAAGGAGAUGAAACCUGAAGCUGUUAGCACCUAUUUGAAGCCAUAUGGAGCCAUGCAAAUAAUGCCUCAGUUUUCCCCCGCUGAUCAGACAACUCUUUAUAAUCAGAUAGCAGUUCAACAAGUCGAUCAUCAUGUAAACUCUCUUGAUCAUUAUAAUCAGAUGAUUAUGAUGAUGAUGGUGAUGAAUGAAUUUGAUAUUAAAAUCAGAGACAAGCAAGGAGCAAAGGACUUUUUCGCAGAUCACUUAUCGCGAUUGGAGCAGACGAAAGCCAAGGAGAAUAAGGUGGACAUCAAUGAGUCAUUCCCUGAUGAGCAACUUUUUACAAUGAUGGUAGCUCAAGCACUAUGA
Carica papaya (papaya) is the source of this 876-nucleotide messenger RNA. NCBI's taxonomy places the organism in Eukaryota, Viridiplantae, Streptophyta, Magnoliopsida, Brassicales, Caricaceae. The record is from RefSeq and is a predicted model, not a curated record.